Megalops cyprinoides (Indo-Pacific tarpon) is the source of this 1596-nucleotide messenger RNA. RefSeq names its product cytidylate kinase (gene cmpk1). The coding region runs from base 380 to 1039 and encodes 219 amino acids. The record is from RefSeq and is a predicted model, not a curated record. The transcript has 6 exons. Gene Ontology annotation, biological process: UDP biosynthetic process; 'de novo' pyrimidine nucleobase biosynthetic process; CDP biosynthetic process. Gene Ontology annotation, molecular function: UMP kinase activity; ATP binding. NCBI's taxonomy places the organism in Eukaryota, Metazoa, Chordata, Actinopteri, Elopiformes, Megalopidae. Gene Ontology annotation, cellular component: cytoplasm; nucleus.
GUCUGACGAUAGGGCCUCUGUUUUCUCGUGGCUAAAUGUUUUGGAAUUAUUUCGACUAAGUGUGUUAUGAAGCGGACGGCGCAAAAAAAAGUACUUUUCGGACCAGUACUUGCGCAAAUCAGUUACUCUGUUUCCUCGACUAAACUGCGCAUGUGCGUUGGGUCUCUGCCACCUUUGCUGGUUAUGAGCUGUUCAUUGAAGAAUUGGCACAACCACACGCGUGUUUAAUUCUCGACACGAUCCCUCCCACAUCUCCCCAUUUGCCAGACCUGCGGAAGGCGGAAAUGUCAUCACGUCGGAGUCGGACUUCCUUAGUGACACGCAGUAAACCGGUCACUCAAGUCCUGUGUCCGACUCAUUCUUUCCCCGUUUUCAGUUUAUGAUUUUCCGACUGCUCGGUACAUUACCCAGGAAGCUGUCAAGGGUGGUGUACCGAUUCCCCAUAGCCAUGAAGCCUCAGGUUGUGUUCGUGUUGGGCGGGCCUGGUGCCGGGAAAGGAACCCAGUGCGCUAAAAUCGUGGAGAAUUACAGCUACACUCACCUGUCCGCAGGUGACCUGCUGCGGGCAGAACGGGGCCGGGAGGGGUCAGAAUUCGGACAGCUGAUUGACAACUACAUCAAGGAGGGAAAGAUCGUCCCUGUGGAGAUCACCAUCAACCUCCUGAGGAAGGCAAUGGAAGAGACCAUGCAGCAGGACUCGGAGAGGUUUCGCUUCCUGAUUGACGGCUUCCCCCGUAACCAAGACAACCUGCAGGGGUGGUGCAAAGUCAUGGAGGGCAAGGCUGAUGUCAAAUUUGUCCUCUUCUUCAACUGUAGCAACGAGGUGUGCAUCGACAGGUGUCUGGAGAGGGGGAAGAGUAGCGGUCGCACAGACGACAACAGAGAGAGCCUUGAGAAAAGGAUCCAGACGUACCUGUACUCCACCCGGCCCGUCAUUGAGCAGUAUGAGAAGCAGGGGAAGGUGCACACUGUCGACGCCUCCCGCAGCGUGGACGAGGUGUUUGCAGAUGUCAAGAGCAUCCUGGACAAGGAAGGGUAGAUGCCCCACCAUCCACUCCAGCCAGCCAUCCCCCACAGCCAAUCACAGAGCUCCUCACGCUCCUGGUUUUAUAUUGCUGGCUUAUGCUGCAGUGGAUGCAGCAAUUAUACAUACACAGAUACACACACACACACACAUAUAUAUAUAUAUAUUUUAUAUAGAAUUUUUCUACAUAUGCAUUUGGAUUUCCUUUCAGGUCAAAGCUGCUUUCCAAAGGGGGUGAUCAGCUGCUCACCCCACAUACACUCCUCACCACAGGAACAAACUGCCAGGGCUUCCUUUUCCAAAACAACAGUUAUUACUACACUUCGGGUGCUCCAACAUAGGCGUUUACAUGUAGACUGACUCUGUGCCUGAAGGGAUCGCCUUUUAAAAGGCAAGCAGGGAUAGACAGCAGAGAGCUUAUUGUUGUUGCUUGUCUGUCAGUCUUUGUUAGCUGUGUGGUUUAAAUGGCUACAGUUGUACAGAGAGCACUGUUGAGCAGCUUGAAGUGUGCUGCUGAGCAUAUGUGAGUGUGCUUGUGCAUGUGAUGGUGGGCUUCUGUGUGUGUGUGUGUG